AUGAUGUCUACAUUUCAUCUAGUGGAUGAUUAUUUCUCGCAGAACAAUUUCAUCCAGGCCGUUCUUUCUCUCUAUGCCAGUGGUCGUACAACUGGUAUAGUGCUUGAUUCUGGUGACGGUGUGAGCCACACGGUUCCAAUUUUUGACAGUUAUGAGCUUCCACAUGCCAUCCUUCAUUUGGAUCUUGCUGGUCGAGAUCUCACAGAUAACCUUAUGAAGAUUCUCACCGAGAGAAGCUACAUGUUCACCACAACUGUAGAACGGGAAAUUAGCUAUGAGCUGCCUGACGGACAAGUCAUCACUAUUGGAGCUGAGAGGUUUCGUUGUCCAAAUGUCCUCUUCCAGCCAUCAUUGAUUGGAAUGGAAACUGCAGGAAUACAUGAGACGACCUACAACUCGAUCAUGAAGUGUGAUGUAGAUAUCUGGAAGGAUUUAUAUGGCAACAUUGUGCUCAGUGGUGGCUCAACAAUGUUCCAUGGUAUUGCUGAUUGUAUGAGUAAGGAAAUCACAGGUCUUGCUCCAAGCAACAUGAAGAUAAAGGUCGUGGCACCGCCAGAGAGAAAGUACAGUGUCUGGAUUGGAGGGUCCAUCCUAGCACCGCUCAGUGCCUUCCAAAAGGUCUAGUUUGAUUAACUUAUAUUUUUGGUUAUGUAGUGUGCAUACGAUAUUUUCUUACUCUUUGAUCUAUAGUCUGACAGCUGUUACUUCACUUCUUGAGAAGUAUGGGAUUGACCCGAAACAAAUUGGUCGGCUUGAAGUGGGCAGUGAGACUGUUAUAGACAAGAGCAAAUCCAUUAAGACAUUCCUCAUGCAAAUUUUUGAGGGAUGUGGAAAUAUUGAUAUUGAAGGUGUUAACUCAACCAAUGCAUGCUAUGGGGGAACUGCAGCAUUGUUCAACUGUGUCAACUGGGUGGAGAGUAGUUCAUGAGAUGGACGCUAUGGGCUUGUUGUAUGCACAGACAGUGCGGUAUAAACCAGUGGAAGCUUUGAAAGGCUCGCCUCUGAAGACUGAAGACGAAAGAUCUAAUAACUAGUAUGCGGAGGAGGAAUUGAAGUGUUAUCUUAUUAGUUCAGUAUUCAGUUUUUUAGAUGAAAGAAAAUUUUUUAUGCAGAAGAAAGUUUAUUUAGUGGCCUUGGUCUGUUUUCGUAGAUCCCUAGUUGCUAGAUGUUUCAAAUGUGCUGCUAAAUACUUUUUAUUCAUUGCCCUGAAGUUGCUGUGAAACACACCCCAGAGUAACUUUGCUUGAAACAAGGCCGUUUUAGCCUUUUUGGAGGCAAACCCCUCAUUGAAAGUUCUGGAAUUGGUUAAAUAUGCUCAACUGCUGUCAUGGCUUGUAUUUGGGACAAACCAGUAGGUGUUCACUGUGUUGCAUAGAUUAGUCUGUGGGUCAUGUUUUUAUUGAUUGUGAAAUUGCUGAGUUAGUCUGAAAGAAGUUAGCUGAUUUUGUUGGUUUUCAGCUUGUAAGGAAUGAAGGCCUUGUGGUGAGAAUGUUGAGAUUGGUUAGAAUUUUAGAAAGCAAUCUCUGAUCAGGCCAGGAAGCUGCAGCAGCUAGAUCAGCAGGGUACCAAAGUUUUAAGGAAGAAGACUGUUAUACUGCCUCUUCAUGUCUCUGGACAAGGGGAAUUGAAGACUGUACAGAUUGAUUGGUUUUUUUGGAGUGAUUAAAGCCUUGAAUUUUAGGCUUUUCAUUGUUUUGAUUCUUGUAAAAUCUGCUUCUUGUAAUACUUGAUUUCAAUAAAAAAAAAAAGUAUGUGAAAUUUGAAAAUAUUGAAAAAUAAAUUCUUUCAAAU
Molecule: messenger RNA, 1791 nt
Organism: Ilex paraguariensis (yerba mate)
Lineage: Eukaryota; Viridiplantae; Streptophyta; Magnoliopsida; Aquifoliales; Aquifoliaceae
Source: the annotation of a GenBank genome assembly